Pseudozyma flocculosa PF-1 is the source of this 2445-nucleotide messenger RNA. RefSeq lists its product as uncharacterized. Gene Ontology annotation, molecular function: mRNA 3'-UTR binding; poly(U) RNA binding; poly(A) binding. The transcript is spliced from 4 exons. The coding region runs from base 1 to 2445 and encodes 814 amino acids. The record is from RefSeq and is a predicted model, not a curated record. NCBI's taxonomy places the organism in Eukaryota, Fungi, Basidiomycota, Ustilaginomycetes, Ustilaginales, Ustilaginaceae. Gene Ontology annotation, cellular component: ribonucleoprotein complex; cytoplasmic stress granule; cytosol.
AUGUCCGACUCGAUCUACGCACCGCACAACCAGCACAAGCUCGAGGCCGCCCGCGCACAAGACGCCGCCGCCGCCGCCGCCGCAGCAGCUGCUUCAUCCUCGAGCAACGCAACCGGCGACGCAGAGCAUGCCACCGACGCCGAUGCCAAGGCCGAGCACCAGCCACCGACGCACGACGGCGGCCCAGACGCAAACGACCAGCGACGACCCCCCAACCCGCACCUCACCACGCCCCUCCUCUACAUCUCUGGCAUCGACCCAAAGGUCUCGGACAGGGAACUCGCCAGCGGCAUCUUUGAAAAGGUCCUCCCCGUUCGACUCAAGAUCAACCGCGAUGUCCCCGACGGCCAGACUGCCAGCGGCACCGUCGAGUUUCAGACAAUAGACAAGGCCGAAAAGGCCUACGCCACCGUCCGCCCGCCGAUCCGCCUGCGCAUCGUCGACGAAGGUCAGGGACAGGAGCCACGCGCCGCAUCCAAGCCGCGCCUGGUCAAGCAGCUGCCGCCGCACACCGACGACGCCAUGGUCUACGACAUGUUCCGCCCCUUUGGCCCGCUCGUCCGCGCCCACUGCAUCCUCACCAGCCCCGCCGGCGUCCACACCGGCUUCCGCGGCAUGGCGUCGCUCGAGUACUACUCGGAGCAAGACGCGCAGCUCGCCCAGGACGAGAUGCACUGCGUCUCGAUCGGCGACAAGACCAUCAGCGUCGCAGUCGACUCGGUCCAGCGCCGCCCCACGGGCAACGCCGGCGCCGGCGCCGAGUUCAACGCCGCCGCCGCCCCCUUUGUGCCCGGCGGCCGCUCGAUGAAUGCCGCAGCGCCCUCGUUUGCGCCCUCGGCAUCGGUGUCGUCGUCGUCGGCCUCGGCCUCGGCCAACCGCAACGUUUCGGGCGGAUCGGCGGCGUCGAUCUACGCCACGGGCGGCGGCAGUCGCAACGGCCACUCGGCCAGCAACGGCCAGGAGACCGGCCCGCUCUUCCCCGUGCCCGGCAGCAACCUCCAGUACUCGGCCGCCGCCGCCACCUACAUUGACCCGUGCAACCUCUUUUGCAAGAACCUCGACCCGGCCAUCGACUCCAACGAGCUCUUUUCGGCGUUCAAGGGCUUUGGCCGCAUCGUCUCGGCGCGCGUCAUGCGCGACAACGAGGGCAAGAGCCGCGAGUUUGGCUUUGUCAGCUUCACGACGGCCGACGAGGCGCAGCGCGCGCUGCGCGCCAUGCACAACACCACGCUCGGCGCCAAGCAGAUCACCGUCCGCCUCCACGAGCCCAAAAAGAUGCGCCAGGAGAAGCUGGCGGCCAAGUUUGGCGGCUCCGGCGGCGGAAACGGCGCAGGCACUGGCGGAUCGGCCACGCCCAAUAGCGACUACGGCGGCAUGCGCAGCCCGUCGAUCAACGGCGGCGUGGGCGGCGCGGUCGGCGCCGGCAGCAUGGGCGACGGGGGCGGCGUCUCGCCCGACGAGCGCCAGGAGCGGCGGAUGAGCAACUCGUACUACAAGGCCGCCCUGGCCAACUCGGACGGCGGCGCCAUGGACGAGGCGCAGCUAUCGUCGCUGACGCCCGUGGUGCGGCGCGAGGUCCUGUCGGGCGAGUUCAGCCGGCGCACAACGUCGCCGGGCGCCGGUCCCGUGCCGAGCGGGAUGCUGGGCGUGCCGGGCAUCCAGCGCAGCUUCUCGUCGGCCAGCUCGACGGCCGACCACGCAUCGGCCAUGUCGUCGGCGCCCGCGUCGUCCAAGGAGCGUGAGCGCCUCCUCCGUGCCGUCAUCAGCGUCGCGCCCGCCGGCGCGCCCGUCGAGGACAUCACCGACAUGCUCGUCACCCUGCCCAAAAAGGAGCGCGCGCUGUGCCUCUUUAACCCGGAGGUCCUGCGCGCCAAGGUCGAAGACGCCCGCGAGAUACUCGACAUGACCGAGGACGAGGAGAUUGGCGGCGGCGGCAGCGAUGCGCCCGCGUCGGCAGCGGCAGCGGCCUCGAGUUCGUCGCCAAAGAGCGACAAGGCGGUCAAGAGCGAGCCCGCCGUCAUCGGCAGCGGCAGCAACACCAACGGCACCGACGCAGCGCCUGCGACGACGACGACGACGACGACGACGACCUACACGCUCGCCACGCUGGCCGAGCUGCCGGCGGCCGAAAUCAUCAAGCUGGCCAACUCGACCCAGGGCCCGGCGAGCUCCGGGCUGCCGCUGCCCAAGGCGGACCCCAAGGUCGUGCAGCAGACGGACGAGUUCAUCGACUCGCUGGCGGGCAAGGCGCCGCACGACCAGAAGCAGAAGCUGGGCGACCAGCUCUUUAAAAAGGUGCGCGGCUUCGGCGUCAAGGGCGCGCCCAAGAUCACCAUUGCCCUCCUCGACUCCGAGGACCUGCGCGCCCUCGCCCACCUCAUGAACUCGUACGAGGCCGUGCUGCGCGAAAAGGUGCUCCAGCGUGCCGCCGCUGCCACCAAGUGA